Molecule: messenger RNA, 1992 nt
Organism: Symsagittifera roscoffensis
Lineage: Eukaryota; Metazoa; Xenacoelomorpha; Acoela; Convolutidae
Product: zinc finger protein 407-like
Exons: 6
Coding region: 5-1879 (624 amino acids)
Biological process (GO): regulation of transcription by RNA polymerase II
Cellular component (GO): chromosome
Molecular function (GO): chromatin insulator sequence binding
Source: RefSeq, a predicted model, not a curated record
GGCCAUGCACAUUAAACUCCAGGACGAGUCCCUUGAGAUUUCAGUGUUUCUGGACUUCGCCAAUUUGGACCAGGCCUUCAAGCAGAGUGAGAGUCUCAUGUGUAACUUAGUAGAUGUCUCUUCCUGUCUAAACGUGGGAGGGGUAGUCGUGAGUCGCUGUGAAACAGUCAACCAAUCCGAUUUUCCACCUCUUGAAGCGAAUCCAACUUCAACUCAGGAGUCGAGCAGCGAAGAACAAGAAACAACAACCACACCUGAUAAUGAAUCAUCAAUUCGAGAAUCCAUGUUAAACAUUCUGAAUACUGAAUCACCAACUAGGGGAACAAAAAGACCUUAUGACAACGAUUUAUGGAGUAGCACAACGUUUAACCACGACACUCAAAGUAGUCAUGAUGGACUUAAUGGAUCAAAAAUGCACAAACAAGAACCAAACAUAGUUCCAUUUCACUCAGAAAACUUAAUUCCAUUCAAUUCUAUCGAAAUUCCAACAAACUCAUCAGAAAUCACAAGAAAUUCUGCCGAAGUAGCGAGCAGCUCAGCAGUUUUGAGAACUACGCCAGUUAUUCAAAGAAAUACUCAAUUUUCCUCAGAUGUAGAAAUUCCAACAAUACCUCAAGUUCCCCGAAAAUUAGAUUGUCUGAGAAAAUCAGAAUAUUCCAGAAAGGCGGAAAUUCCGUUACCCGAAAUCGAAGAGCCAAACUGGGAUGAGAUUUUGGAGAAAAAUCCAGGAAAAUUGUGUCCAAAUUGUAGUUAUGUCGCAACAGAUAAGUCGUCACUGAAAGUUCACUACAGACUUAAACAUAUGGGUGGAGCUGGCUUGAUAGAAAUCUGCAAAAUUUGUCAUCUGAGAAUAAAAACGAAAGGCGGGAUGAAAAAACACUACAUAAAUGUUCACCAUUUAUCAGAAGCAAAUGCGAAACAGUUAACGUGGAACUUGGACGGUAAUGGUUCUAGUUUAGAAAACGGAGGUUCCGAUCUCUAUUCGUGCAAUACAGACUACAGCUGUACUGAGAUGAUUCAACCGAGUAUGCCGACUCAAAUUGCCAACAAUUCGUCGUUUGACGAGAAUUCGCUUUCAUUGGAAAUGGUGGAGCCGAAAUGGUUAGAUGAGAUUAAAAACAACGAGCGCCAGUGUAAAUUGUGCGACUACUUUGACGGGUCGGAAUAUGGCGGGAAUAUUAAAAAACACUACAGGUUGAAACACUUUGAUGGUCUGGGUCUAAUAGAGACAUGCAAAGUGUGUCUGAACAAGAUAAGAACGAAAGCGGCCAUGAAGAGACACUACAUGAAGGUUCAUCAGAUGGAGGAGACGGAUGCGAAGACACUCACCUGGGGCACCACUGGAAACCCAAGAGUGUUUGCAACAAGCGAAGUGGAGUCCUCAGCUUCGAUGGUGGUGCGAGAUACCUAUUCCCUGACUAACUUCACCGCCAAUGGAAACGGAGUGGAUGUCAAUUCGAUGGCACUACUAUCACCUCCCCCACCAGCGCCAACUUCAAAUGGUCAUCAUUACAUGUUAAACAAUGAGGAGUCGCAGAGUUCAGUUUCCCAAGUGAAUCUGCUGGAUUUGACUCAGAAUAAUGAAAACAGCGAAGUCAUGAACAACAAGGUUGUUACAGUUAUUGCAGACGAGCCGAAGUUCUUGGAGGAGCUGGACCCGAGUGAGAAGAAGUGUCAAAUGUGCAAUUAUGUCGCAUCUGCCAGGGGCAGUCUCAAGAUACACUACAGACUGAAACACUUCGGGGGCAUGGGACUGAUCGAGACAUGCAAAGUGUGUGGAAUUCAAGUGAAAACGAAAGGAUACAUGAAGAAACAUUACAUGGUCAUGCAUGCUAUCGGAGAGGAAGACGCGAAGCUUAUGACAUGGGGGAAAAUGUAGUACCAGUACCCCCCCCCCCCAUUCACAUCUGCCGAUCUGAUCUAUUGUAGUUUCUUUAUUUCAAAUUUUAUCGUCUUUUCUCGCUGUUGUACUUGUUGUAGCUCGUCAAAAUA